Messenger RNA from Necator americanus (New World hookworm), 2922 nucleotides. RefSeq lists its product as uncharacterized. The coding region runs from base 1 to 2922 and encodes 973 amino acids. Gene Ontology annotation, biological process: valyl-tRNA aminoacylation. Lineage: Eukaryota; Metazoa; Nematoda; Chromadorea; Rhabditida; Ancylostomatidae. The transcript has 24 exons. Gene Ontology annotation, molecular function: ATP binding; valine-tRNA ligase activity; aminoacyl-tRNA deacylase activity. Gene Ontology annotation, cellular component: cytosol. The record is from RefSeq and is a predicted model, not a curated record.
AUGCAUCGCUUGCGGCGGAUAGGACGGACUGUUAAUAUUCGACGGUUCAGUGUGAAGUCGAAAAGCUCAUUCGAUACAGACGUUGUUAUAAAAGACUAUGAGAGGAGGACGGAAUGGGCAGCGGCGAAUUACAUGAAUGUUGGCAAAACCUUUCGUAUGAUUCUACCGCCUCCUAACGUCACUGGAAAGCUGCACCUUGGUCACGCUUUAACGGCUACUAUUGAAGAUGCACUUUGUAGACAUCACAGAAUAAAAGGAGGCGUUACGCAAUGGAUUCCUGGAUUUGAUCACGCUGGUAUUGCAACGCAGUCUGUAGUUGAGCGAGAACUGUAUAAACAGAAAGGCGUGCGGCCUGAUCAGCUGAGCAGAAAGGAAUUUUUGGACCGCUGCAAUCAGUGGAGUAAAACGAGCUCCUCUGCAAUUCGAAAGCAACUGGACUUACUGGGUGCUACCUUGGACUGGAAAAACUCAUACUACACUCUAGACUCGAAGUUCUCCAGUGCCGUCAUUCAUGCAUUCGUUACUCUGCAUAGGGAUGGUUUGAUCUUUCGUGACAAGAGAUUAGUGAAUUGGUGCUCACACUUGCGGACUUCCAUUUCGGACCAGGAAGUGAAUCGCUCAGAAGUUCACGGAUCCACAAAAAUAAGUAUACCUUCAUCGGAUGGAGGGAAGCGAGUCGUUGAAGUUGGAACUAUGUAUUGCUUGAAGUACCCUAUACUUGGAUCGGAUAAAUUUCUCGAAGUUGCUACAACACGUCCAGAAACGCUGUUCGCUGAUGUAGCUCUAGCUGUAAAUCCAGCAGACGAAAGAUAUUCACGCUUCGUGGGGAAAUAUGUGCGGAAUCCACUCGUUCCUGCUCGCAAGCUUCCCGUUAUAGCCGACAGUAGCGUGCAAAUGGAGAAAGGAACUGGAGUUCUGAAAAUUACUCCAUCUCAUGACCAUCUUGACUGGGAGAUUGCUUCUCGUCAUUGGAAAGAGAUCAUUUCUGUCGAUCCCAGCGCGAGAACAAGAACAUGUAUAGAAUCAAACGGCAAAAUGAAUGCGGAGGCUAACGAAUUUGCCGGUAUGGAUCGCUUUGAUGCUAGAACGAAGGUCACGGAAAAGUUGAACUCUCUCGAUCUCCUUUCUGGAACUCUUGAACACGACGGGCAGAUUACAGUAUGCAGUCGAACAGGUGACAUUGUUGAACCUCGCCUGACAGAGCAAUGGUUCAUGGAUACUGCGGAACUAUAUGUGAAAGCGGCACAAGCUGUAAAAGACGGCAAGAUUUCAGUGACUCCUGCGACACAAGAACAAAAAUUGUUCGAUUGGUUUUCUAAUAAAGAUCCUUGGUGUCUCAGCAGGCAGUUGAUUUGGGGGCACAGGAUUCCUGCAUAUAGAACGAAUAAUUCUUCAUGGUUUGUUGCGGGCUCAAUGAACGAAGCUCGUGAACAUUUUGGAGAAGCUGCUACCAUAACACAAGAUGAAGAUGUUCUGGACACGUGGUUUAGUUCUUCCUUGAUUCCUCUCGUGAAGGCAGGUUGGCCGGGUCCUGAAUUCGAUUCUACUAGCCCUUUUCUGGAUGUUCUAGAGACGGGAUGGGACAUUCUUGGGUUCUGGGUUGCUAGGAUGAUAAUCAUGACGAUGAGAUUGUCUGGUGGACAAGUGCCAUUCUCUAAAGUACUCCUACAUGGUCUUGUUCGAGAUUCAUCGGGAAGGAAAAUGAGUAAAUCCCUUGGAAACGUUAUCGACCCUCUUGAUGUUGUAGAAGGAAUUUCUCGAGAGAAAAUGGUGGAGCGGAUAAAGAAUAGUUCGUUGCCACAGGAAGAAAUUGCAACGGCAACUUCUAUUAUAUCAUCUCGCUAUCCGGAGGGUAUUCCCCGAUCUGGAACAGAUGCUCUUCGUUUCGCUCUUCUUCGGCAUGAUCUGUUAGCGUCUGAUAUUCCGCUUAAUGUUGUCGACUUUGCCAGUGAGGGUCUGCGAUUCUGCAAUAAGCUGUGGAACUUGGCUACUUAUAUGGAAACUGUUGCUGAAAACUCACCUACAUUGAAGGAUGUAGAUUCUGAACAUCCAGCGGAUGAAUGGAUCAUGUCACAUUUGUCUGGAGCACUAGAAAAAAUAGAUAGUCAUAUGUUGGAUUUUGUACCGCACCUAGCGUUCGCUGUACUACAUAAUUUUAUACUUGGAUCAUUAUGCGAUGUAUAUUUGGAAACAACAAAACGGGCUUUAUGGACUUGCGAUUUGCCAAGAAUUGCUCAGAUUCGGACCACUUUGAGUCGUGUUGUGCAACCGACAUUUGUGCAACUAUCUGUUUUUAUGCCUUUUGUAGCGGAACACUUGUACGAAAGAGUAUUCAAGAGAGAGCAUGGGUCAAUUUACUCUGACUUUGUGAAGCCUUCAUUCUUCACGCCUUUCCGUAAUGUAGAUCUUGAGUCCGAUAUGGACAUAGUGCUGGGAUUGGUUAGUGUAGUCAGAUCGCUUAAGAAUCAGCUUCAGUUACCGUCAUCUAUGGUUUUCACAGGUGUGCUACGUUCUGAUGACGUCUCUGAUGAGUUCCAUCGUCUUCUGACGGUACUAUCUGAUCUUGGUCGUCUUGAAUUAUCUGAAAUUUCUCCCCUUGCAAAUGCUCCUCAAGGAUUCAUGACUUGCCCAGUGCCGGGAAGCAACUCUUACUUGUCGUUGAAAGUUGAGGAUUCUCAGCGACCUGAAUUCCUUCAUAGGCUAGAGAGGAUGAUGAAGAAGUCUGAGGAACGGCGGACACAGUUCUUGAGAAAGGCGGAAAAAUACGAAGAAAUUGUCUCCAGAGAUAGGAAGGAAGGAAAAGUAAAAAUUCAUGUGAUCGAAAAGAACGAACGAAAGGCUCAACAUGCGCGCGGAGUUGCUACUAGCGCAGCGGGAGAAGCGAAACGCCUUCGAAAUCUACUCAGAGAAAUGGCUUCAUGA